Molecule: messenger RNA, 1326 nt
Organism: Phycomyces blakesleeanus NRRL 1555(-)
Lineage: Eukaryota; Fungi; Mucoromycota; Mucoromycetes; Mucorales; Phycomycetaceae
Exons: 9
Coding region: 1-1326 (441 amino acids)
Biological process (GO): L-phenylalanine catabolic process
Cellular component (GO): cytoplasm
Molecular function (GO): homogentisate 1,2-dioxygenase activity
Source: RefSeq, a predicted model, not a curated record
AUGACAGCAGACACAUACACAUACCAAGAAGGUUUCGGAAAUCAUUUUACAUCAGAGGCCAUAAAGGAUUCUCUUCCAAAAGGUCAAAAUACACCUCAGAAUUGUCCUUUCAACCUUUAUGCUGAGCAGCUUUCUGGUUCUGCUUUCUCGGCUCCUAGAACUCACAACCAACGAAGUUGGCUGUAUCGCAUUCGCCCAUCAGUUGUUCAUUCACCUUUUGAGCCUGCAAAGACUAGUCAGGACCUGGUUUCAAAGUUCGAUGACAAUUGCAUAGUUACACCUACUCAGAUCCGCUGGAGUCCCUUUGAUUUACCAUCCAAUAAAGAACAGGUCAAUUUUGUUCAAGGCAUCAAAACCCUGGCAGGCGCAGGAGAUCCUGCCUGUAGAUCGGGUCUGGCUGUGCAUAUAUAUACUGCCAAUACAGACAUGAAUAAGUCUGCUUUCUAUAACUCUGAUGGCGACUAUCUAAUUGUACCUCAAAAGGGUGCACUUGAUAUCACUACUGAAUUUGGUCCAAUGUUGGUUUCACCCAACGAAAUAUGCGUUAUCCAACGCGGUAUUCGGUUCUCGGUUGAUUUGCCUGAAAAAGAAGCGCGUGGAUACAUCCUUGAAGUAUACAAUGGUCAUUUUGAAUUGCCUGACCUAGGACCUAUUGGAUCCAAUGGUCUUGCUAACCCCCGAGACUUCCAGACUCCCACCGCUACUUUCAAAGAAGAGUCAAAUGUAGCGUGGGAAAUUGUGUCAAAGUUCAACGGAAGGCUAUUCAAAGCUCAGCAAAAUCACACGCCGUUUGAUGUGGUUGCUUGGCAUGGAAAUUAUGCGCCGUACAAGUACAACCUUGCCAAAUUCUGUGUCAUAAAUUCAGUAUCCUUUGACCAUAUUGAUCCUUCUAUCUUUACUGUCUUGACAGCCAAAUCAGACUCUGCUCAUUACCCAGUAGCAGAUUUUGUCAUAUUUCCUCCUAGGUGGGCUGUUACUGAGAAUACGUUUCGCCCUCCUUACUUCCACCGUAACUGCAUGUCAGAAUUUAUGGGUUUAAUUGCAGGCGAUUAUGAUGGAAAAUCUGAUGGGUUUCUUCCUGGAGGAGGCUCUCUCCACAGUAUUAUGACUCCUCAUGGACCGGAUGCUAAUGUUUUUAAGAUGGCUUCCAAAAGUGAGCUUAAGCCAUUGCUGAUGGGAAAAAAUACACAAUCUUUUAUGUUUGAAACAUAUUAUAUGCUGUCUAUCACACCAUGGGGUAUUAAGACUUGUGGAAAGGUACAGGAAGAUUACUGGAAAGUCUGGUCUACUCUUGAAAACACAUUUUCUCCUCCUGUUGAAAAAUGA